CGUUUCCCUCCCCAAAUUCAAACUCGACAGGAAGGAGACCUUCAAGCACCAGUCUUCCAGCGACGGUGGGGUGUGACAGGCAGCGGCAAUCGCGUCAAAAGGCUCUAUAGGCGGAUAGAACCCCUCCUCGCAGUCACAAGUAGCGAGUACAGCGGAUUGCAUCGUGUUGGUCAACCGAGAGAACAUGCUCGAUACCAACAAUAGCGGAUCACGAGCUCUCGGACACGAUGCCGAGACGUUCCGAGUGGCAGAAGAGCUCAUUAUGCUGAGCAGUCGUGCGGCCCCGGCGUCUCCAAUGGAUGAGAAGCCAAACGAUUCACCCUCCAACAUUUCGGGCUUUUUUGAACAUACUACAGAGGCUGAGAAGCAAGUAGCAAAAGCAAGAGUGAAAAGUGGACGGUCGCAGAGAAUUGACUAUCCAUCGCCUUUGCAAACGAAGUCGAAGAUAAAGGCGUGUUCGUUCCGUGGAGCUGCACAUAAGAGCAGCGAUCGAGACGAUGUUAAGCAAGAGUUUGGACCGGUAGCAUCUACGCAGUCAGCAGACAUUAUUAAUUCGCGGUGUGAUCUCACCCACUCGGAACUUUUAAAGGAGCAUCGGGUCCGCUUUCGUCGCGUUCGUCGGAGGUAAUGCGUGCAGCAGAAGUGGUAAUAUCACGAGCACGAUAACCUCAUAUCUGUAUCUGCUGUGCCCGUAGGUGGAACAUCGAGCAGCGAACCAAGAAGCAAGAGUACCUUGCCCGCUUUCACGUGCAGGGCAUCCCUCUCGUGCAGCAUCUCGAGGCACUCACACACUGGCGGUAGUCGAGCGGCUGCUGGGCAGGAGUUCCAAACUCAACUCCCAAGCGCUUCACGCCAAGGACUGUGGCGAAUCAUACUUCAAUAUGAGCUGGUCGCGGCGUGCGCAAUCAAGUAAUCUACAACAGCUAAACCAUCGAAUUGGCAAGUUUUGUUUUUGGUUUGACGCCCAAUCUCCUCGCACGUUGUUUCUCUGCUUAGUGUCAUGCCAUUUUGGUGGGAAGGCAAUAAAACUGUCCGUCAUUCCUGUGUGCAUCUCCUUGACAACGGCAAUGCAUAUUCUAGUUUAGUACUUACUAUAAUUCUUGAGGUUGCACUAGGUGAAACC
Messenger RNA from Phytophthora nicotianae INRA-310, 1123 nucleotides. RefSeq lists its product as hypothetical. The coding region runs from base 185 to 628 and encodes 147 amino acids. The record is from RefSeq and is a predicted model, not a curated record. The transcript is spliced from 5 exons. Lineage: Eukaryota; Oomycota; Peronosporomycetes; Peronosporales; Peronosporaceae.